Messenger RNA from Mesocricetus auratus (golden hamster), 765 nucleotides. Its product is annotated as THO complex subunit 4-like. Gene Ontology annotation, molecular function: mRNA binding. The record is from RefSeq and is a predicted model, not a curated record. NCBI's taxonomy places the organism in Eukaryota, Metazoa, Chordata, Mammalia, Rodentia, Cricetidae. Gene Ontology annotation, cellular component: nucleus. Gene Ontology annotation, biological process: mRNA export from nucleus.
AUGGCCAACAAAAUGGAUAUGUCUUUGGAUGACAUCAUUAAGAUGAACCGGAGCCAUCAAGGCAGUCGUGGCAAAGGCCAGGGAUGGAGCAUGGCCGGCUGCCAGGGCCGCCACAACGGUGCCAUGAAGGCCCCUGUGUGGGGGCAUCGAUGUAGCAGGUCUCUGAAGAACCGGUCUACCAUGAGUGGUGGCUCUGCCAGAGGAGGCAGGAACUGGCCAGGUCCUUACAGCAGGCUUAAACAACUUUCCAACAAGUGGCAGCAUCACCUAUUUGACAGCCACUUCUGUGGUGGGGCCAUCAUGGAGAUGGGUGGUAAGCUGUUGGUGUCAAACCUUGACUGCGGGGUGUCAGAUGGAGAUAUUCAGGAACUCUUCUCAGAGUUUGGAACACUGAAGACAGCAGCUGUGCACUAUGAUCGCUCCAGACGAAGUUCUGGGCCAACACAUGUGCACUUUCAACAGAAGGCAGAUGCCCUGAAGGCUAUGAAACAGUACAAUGGUGUCCCGUUAGAUGGGCCCCCGAACAUUCAGCUUGUCACAUCACAGACUGCCUCACAAAGGAAACAAGCACAGAGAAUGAACAGAGAUGCCUUGACGAGAAACCAUGGCUCAGGGUGUUUUGUUGGUGGCCUCAUCCGGAGAGGUGUCCGUGGAGGCAGCAUUGGAAGAGGUAGAUGUACAAGCAGGAACGCAAAGAAGCAUCUUUCUGCCAAGAAGUUGGAUGCACAGCUGGAUGAGUACAAUGUACAGAUGGACCCCAGUUAA